GUAGGUAUUCGCGUAAAACCCUAAUUGCUCCCCCUCCUCUCUCUUUCUCUUUCCCCCCCAAUUAGUAUUCGGUGCCGCGUUAGCUGUCUCUCUCUCUCUAUAUCUACCACCUCCAAUAAUGGCGACGGCUGGCGAAGACACGACGGCGAACGCGCCAUCGGCGGCGUACGAGGGCGGAGGAGCGGGAGGGAAGUUUCGGAAGAGGCCGUUUCGGAGGGCGCAGGCCACGCCUUACGAUCGCCCUCCCACCACCGCCCUCCGAAACCCUAGUUGGCUCUCCAAGCUCGUCGUCGACCCUGCCUCCAAGCUUAUUAAUGCCGGCGCUCGACGAUUAUUCGCUUCAUUCUCCCGCAAGACCCUACCUCCUCCUCCUCCUCCUCCUUCUCAUCCUCCACUGCCUGCUAUCCCUGCUCCACCACCUUCAGAGACAACACAAGAUCCAAAGGAUGUGCAUAACGCAUCAGGUCCAAAUAAUCAUGAUGGAGAUUUUGAACCAGAUGUACACAAACAUGGGGAUACUGCUUAUAAUCCUGAGGGCAGUGCUUUCUCUGAGCUUGAACAAUUGUUGAAAAAGAAAACUUUCACCAGAUAUGAAAUUGAUCAGCUGACAGAACUAUUGCAUUCAAAGGCAGUAGAUUCCCCUCUCGAGGAUGCUGGUAAAAGAAUUGAAGUUUCUAGACUAGCUUCAGCAGAUAUUUCAAGAGGCAUAUCGGAUGAUAAUAAUACUGAGAAGGGAGCAUCUCAUGGAGUUACUUCAACUGCUAUCAUCAGUUCAAAAAUAUGUGAGGAUGAUGUUGCAACUCCUGCUGAGCUUGCGAAGACUUAUAUGGGAAGCAGGCAGUCUAAGGUCUCACCAUCAGUUCAGAGUUUUCGCAAUCAAACUGUAAGAGAAGUUGUGCCAUUUGUUUCACAAUCACCAAUUGCGUCAUUGGCAAGAAGGCCUGGUAUUUUUGGGGUUACUGAAAAUGGUUUUACUACACCAAAAUCUCGUGGUAGAUCUGCAGUAUACAACAUGGCUCGUACACCAUAUUCCAGAGUUCGCCCAACUGAUUUUCAGAAGGGUGGCAGCUCCACUAGUUACCUUUAUGCUGGGGCUUCAUCAUCUCAUUCUAAGUUGGAGCCUGAUGAAGUGUUCGGAUCUAAACAAGUGUCCCUGAAACGUACAAGCUCUGUAUUAGAUGAUGAUCUUGGAUCCAUUGGGCCCAUCAGGAGGAUUAAGCAGAAAUCUAAUCUUUUAUAUAAUAAUGGUGCUUAUCUUCCAACCCGAAGAGUUGGAGUUGUUUCUGCUGCUUCUAAACACCAGCUAUUUCAGACACAGGAAAAAUCCAAAACUCUAGAAAAGAGUCAUGACGGUGCAACUCCUAGUACAAGCCGUUUCCUUGUACCUACUAAGUCCAGUGAGACAGCUGCAAAAAUAUUGGAGCAUAUUGAUAAGCUUUCUCCAAAGGAAAAGCCAUCUGAAUCGAAGCGUUUUGCCAUUAAAGAUAAAUCACCAACUAAAUUAACAACAAAUAUGCUUCAUGGACAAGCUCUUAGAAGCCUGGAGCAUUUGGAUUCUUCAAGGUUGCUUCAGAGUGCCUCAAAUGCUUAUGAGCCUGAUACUCGUGCCAAUGCUACUUUACCUGAUGCUAGUGAUUCUAAAUUGCCGAAACAUGGCAGUGUAUUAGAAAACAGGCCAAUGAAUUUUGUUGACACUGUAAACCAUGUAGCCAACAGGGAGGUGACAUUUUCUGAAAGAGAUGCCCCAGCCUCUGCAGAUUCCAUUCAUCCAAAGUUUGCAGCUCUACCUCCUGAAAAGAAAUGUGCUUUUAAAAUGAGCGCACCUGAGGAUUAUCUUGAGCUGGAUGAGGAUAUAGGAUCGAAUGUCCCUGCAUCUAAAUCCUUGUCUGAAGGGAAUGGAAAGCAGGAGAUGCCUCUUGUUAAUAGCAAGUUUGUCUCCAGUGAAGAACUAUCUAAAAACAAAGGUUUAGUUUUUCCAGAAAUCAAUACACCAUCUGGGUUUUUGAGCAAAAGGACUGAUGAGCAGACUCCCAAUGGUGUUAAUACUAGUGUAAAAUAUACUGGUUUCUCUACCAAUGAGGACCUCCAGGCUGGCAAGUUGAAUAAUACAUAUGGUACUGAGAUCAAAGGAUCCAGUUUGGCUUUGACUGGAUCAAAACUGGAUAGCUUGAGCAGCCCAACCAACCUUGCUUCUGGUCCAACUGAUACUUGGCCACGACUUCCUAUGGAUGAUAAUUCACUCAAGGCCGGUAUUAAUGGUAAAUUAGAAGCUCCCUCAGUGGCAUCAACUUCAACAACUACAACUUCCUUAUUUGCUGUUCCCUCCAGCAACUUAAGUAAUGGAAACUUUUCUCCAAAUCCUGUCUUGUCAUCAUCCUCUGUUUUAGCUGCAAGUAAUUCUGAAAGCCAUACCGACGCUUUAAGUGUGGCUGCUCCUUCCAUUAGUGCUGCAACCACCAAUGUCCCGGUGACAUCUUCAGUUAUCAAGCCUGGAACUUCUAUAUUUUCUUCAACUACCAAUUCAACAUCAGCAACUUUUUCCAACUCAGAAACUUCAGCUUUGAAUGUUAAAUCAGAGAAAUUAGAGAAUGGCACUAGUCUUGGAAAUCUAAAAAGUUCAAGUUUUGCAGGCACAUCAUCUGCAGGCACAAAUACCAUUUUUGGGCUCAAUUCUUCAGUAAUGGCAACAUCUACUGCCACCCAGCCUCAGGGUUCUCUUUUUAGCACAGGAGGUGGUUCUACUGUUAGUGCAAAUCCCCUUCUGCCACAAUCUAGCAAUACCACUAGCCCACAGACAAUAUCCUCUUUGUUUGGUUCAUCCACAUCAUCUCCAGUGUUAGGAACUUCUGGGGUUACAUCAUUUAGCUCAUUGAGUGCAACUGCUCCUGCUAGUAAACCUUUACCAGCUUCUGUGUCUUCUACAGAGAGCAAUCAGGUUGGUUCCACCUCUUCCGGCAUAUUUUCAUUUGGUGCUACUUCAGCUUUGCCUAGUAAUGGGGUUACCACUGUUACACCUAGCUUUGGUGCGAGUCCUGUAGCUCCUGCUCCUGAAACCAAAGUACUUAGCCCUUCUACUGGCAGCACUCCUGCUUUAUUCAGUUUUGGUAACAGUUCUACCUCCUCUUCCACUAAUGCUAGUCCUGCAAUAUCUAGUUUUGGUAGCAGUUCUGCUGCUUCCACUUCCACUAGUUCCACUCCUGCGUUCAGUUUUAGUGGCAGUUCUUCUGCACCAUCUUCCAGCAGCACCACUCCUGGGGUGUUGAGCUUGGGUGGCAGUUCUGUAGCUUCCUCUUCCAGCAGCAUCACUCCUGGGGUGUUCAGUUUCGGUGGCAGUUCUGUGGCUUCCACUUCUGGCAGCACCACUCCUGCAGUGUUCAGUUAUGGUGGCAGUUCUGCGGGCUCCUCUUCCAGCAGCACCACACCUUCAGUGUUCGGUUUCGGUGGCAGUUCAGUGUCAUCCUCUUCCAGCAGCAGCACUCCUGUGGUGUUCGGUUUUGGUGGCAAUUCUGCGCCUUCCUCUUCUGGCAGCACCACUCCUUCAGUGUUCAGUUUUGGUGGCAGUUCUGCACCUUCCUCUUCUGGCAGCACCACUCCUCCGGUGUUCAGUUUUGGUGGCAAUCCUGCUUCCUCUUCCAGCAGUGGUGUAUUCAGUUUUGGUGGCAGUUCUGCUGCUUCCUCUGCCACUGCCGUAAGCAAUACAGCUCCUGGAACAUUUAAUUUUGGUGCCAGUUCGGCCUCUUCACAAGCUAGCCAAGGUGGUGCUGUUGCUGGUAUUUUUGGUUCAAGUCAGCAACCCUCAUCUGGUGCCUUUGGUUCUUCCCCAUCAUCUAUUGGCUUCACCUUUGGAGCUUCCUCAUCUUCAUUUUCUACUUCUAAUACUGCUCCAAUGCCUUUUGGAUCAUCUCCCGGUGCCUCAAGUAGCCCCGUUUUUGGAUUUGGAACAAUGUCUUCAACUUCUUCCCAGCCCAUAUUUGGAAACACUACUCCCUCUUUCACAGCUUCCCCUGGGAACAAUGAACAGAUGACCAUGGAGGACAGCAUGGCUGAGGAUCCGGUGCAGCAAUCAUCUUCACCGGCAGUUUCUGUAUUUGGUCAACCUUCUAACUCUCCUGCACCCAACAGUUCCUUUGUGUUUGGCUCUCCUAAUCCAUUCCAAUUUAGCGGGCAACAGAAUCAAGCUGCUCCACAAAACCCAUCUCCCUUUCAGGCAUCCGGGAGUUUGGAGUUCAACGGUGGUGGAGGGAGCUUCUCGUUGGGCAGCAAUGGCCCUGACAAAUCAGGUCGAAAAAUUGUGAAAGUUAAUAGGAACAAGAACAGAAGGAAGUGAAAAAUAAACCUUUUGGUGUGACUACAAUCACUGUUGUCUGGUCUUUUCUUGUUCAUUGAGUCGCUGCAGAAGGUUGCAGGCAGGUCGGGUCCGGUCCCCUUGAGCCAUUAUUGCAAAAAUGAAGAAUGAGGUUUGCUGUGUAACUUGUUAUUUUGGUUUUGUUUUCUAGCAGAAGCAGCUUUUAUCUAGUCAUAGAAUGUAACAAUUUUGCAAUAUUUGCAUGUAGUGAACAGAAGAAUGGUGUUGUAUGAGUUGGGUGUAAUACAUUACAUUUCAAUUAUGCUGCUACUUGAGAUUGUAGUAUUCCAGUCUUUGGUAUAUCAUUACAUGUAAACAUAAUAAUAAGAAAUGGUUAUGUUCUUUACUA
Molecule: messenger RNA, 4694 nt
Organism: Ipomoea triloba (trilobed morning glory)
Lineage: Eukaryota; Viridiplantae; Streptophyta; Magnoliopsida; Solanales; Convolvulaceae
Product: nuclear pore complex protein NUP1
Exons: 9
Coding region: 119-4327 (1402 amino acids)
Biological process (GO): nuclear membrane organization; poly(A)+ mRNA export from nucleus
Cellular component (GO): nuclear envelope
Source: RefSeq, a predicted model, not a curated record